Messenger RNA from Pezoporus flaviventris, 1433 nucleotides. RefSeq names its product chromosome unknown C21orf140 homolog (gene CUNH21orf140). Lineage: Eukaryota; Metazoa; Chordata; Aves; Psittaciformes; Psittacidae. The record is from RefSeq and is a predicted model, not a curated record.
UUCAUAGCUAGGGCCAGCACAAAAUGGAGAAUUGGGAGAACAAAGUGGGAACCUAAGAGGACUCCAGAAACAAAUUACUCCUAAAGCACCCCGAAGCAACGUCUGAGGUAUCACUUAUUUCUUCUCUCUCCAAGGCCUAGAGCUGGGUAGGCUGAGCAGGGUGGACCUCGCACAGGUUGCUGUGCUGGCAGGUGCCAGGCACCAUGCAGCACCUCACAAUGCUGCUGAGAUUAGGCCUGCCCAUCAGAGAGGUGCGUAUGGGGGUCCAGAAGUCCUCCUUCCCCAAUAAUAAGACACCCGGGAUUCAUCCCCCACCUCUGCCUGGGGGAUUUCAAGGCCACAUCCUCCACGAGGGCACACACUUACCAGGGAGGAGCAAAUGAUUUCUACCACUGGUCUCAAAGCUUAGGCUUUGUUUUCCAAGAUACCUUUAAAUCAGCCACCUGAAAGCCCCUGUGAUGCUGCUGCAGGUUAGCUGUUACACUGUGGAAUAGCACCGGGACAACGGGCACAUUGUGACCUCUGCAAGCAUCCUGCAUUAGCCUUGAGACACCAGCAUAGAGGCAUGCAGCGCUUCGCAAAUCCGCUCCUCCGGCAUGUACUUCCCAGGAGCUGUUCUGAUGCUGCUCAAAAGCAGCAGUGCCUGAAGUAUUUAAGAUCUCUGAGGACACUGCAGUUCAAUGGCUUCAACGCUGGUUUUCUAGGGGAAACAGGUAUUCCAGAGAGUCUUAUAACAGGAGAAAAAUCAUCUGAGGAAGCCGACCUGCGUUGGCCGAUAUGGACACUUGUUCACACUGGCAGCUGCCAAGGGUGGGUGCUCUGGCAGUACAAACUUCUAUUAAGAGGUGAUCUGCCCACCCAUCAGCAGAAUGGGGCUUUUCAGGAGUUGUGUGAGUCUCUGACUACAUCCCAUGGAAAGUGUGUAAUUGUGACGAGGGAUAAAACACAGCUGAGGCGUGUGGGGGCAAAAGAUGGCAAGGAGACGGAGAUGGAAACUCUGCCACCAGCCCUACCAGCAAUCCACAUAGUCAGCAUUAAGUGUCGCCCUGAAGCUGCUAGAGCCAAUGGCCAUGAGCUUCGUGCCUGGUCUUCUUUGAAGUGGUUUAUUAUGAACAACAGGAAUAACUUUUCUCUGAGGUCUAUUGAGAGGACCCCCUCCUAUAGGUGUAUCCUCCUGAGUGAUUUGAUUGUUAAAGGACUAGAGAACAUGACCCCAGACAAAUGGAACGCGGCGUUUAACAGAGUGAAGAGAUGGGAGAACUACUGCCUUGGUACACUUUCUUAAAUGGUUCUUCCUGCAGUCAGGCUUCAGAUGUGUUUUGAUUAGCGUUGAAUGAGCUAUCCUGCUCCAGCCCUGCCAACCUCUUUCCUUCAAAGAGUGUAAAAACCUAACAGACCACAUGUCAAUAGCACUAAUAAAAGAUUUAAAUGCA